This is a messenger RNA of Paramecium pentaurelia, 719 nucleotides long. NCBI's taxonomy places the organism in Eukaryota, Ciliophora, Oligohymenophorea, Peniculida, Parameciidae. The record is from the annotation of a GenBank genome assembly.
AUGUAAAUUAAUGGCCGUUUAACUUCAGGUGAUAAAUACCCUGAAGACAAUAUAGAAAAGGAGGCGGCUGAAAUGGCAUCUAGGAUUAUGGAGAGAGUUCGUUAAAAAUCAAAUGUCAAAUCUGCUUAAAGAAUUUUGGUAAAACCAGAAAAUUUUAGAUCAAGUGAUUAUAAAUCUAGAUAAUCAGAAAUUCAAAUAGGUAGAGAAGGAACCACAUCUAUUACUGAUCGUAAUCAACUCAACUUUGAACCAAAUUUCAACCAAUUCAAUCCACUUAAAAAUGGUUUUACAUCUAAAAACAACUUAAUUGAAACUAUUAAAAUACCUUAAAGAUCAUAGUUCAAAUCUGCUUCUACAGGUAUAUAAGACAUCUUUUAAAAAACAGUUAAAUAAAAUAAUAACAAUUUUUAUGUUCCUGAACAUUAAUCAUAAUCUACUACUGAUAAGCCAGAUAGUACUAAAUUAAUUAAACUAACGUAUAAAAUAUUAUUAAUUAUAAUAGCGAUAGUGUAAAUAGUCUAGUAAAUUAGAAAUUAGAUCUAUAAGCAAAACAUAGAAGAAUAGAAAGUAAUACAUAAUUUAAGUCUAUUUUGAUUUCAAAACCUUAUCAAUUACACACUCCUGUUAAGUCCAAUAAAGAAGACAUAGUUUCAUAAUUAUUAGGAAGUUUGCGAAAUCAAAAAAAAUACUCAGAAUAUAAAAACUCAGCUUAAAAAUGA